Messenger RNA from Xenopus laevis (African clawed frog), 1085 nucleotides. It is a transcript of the gene ghsr.L, whose product is annotated as growth hormone secretagogue receptor L homeolog. Gene Ontology annotation, molecular function: growth hormone secretagogue receptor activity; signaling receptor activity; G protein-coupled receptor activity. Gene Ontology annotation, biological process: cell communication; hormone-mediated signaling pathway; signaling. Lineage: Eukaryota; Metazoa; Chordata; Amphibia; Anura; Pipidae. Bases 6 to 1085 code for a protein of 359 amino acids. Gene Ontology annotation, cellular component: plasma membrane; membrane. The record is from RefSeq and is a predicted model, not a curated record. The transcript has 2 exons.
AGAGCAUGUCCCCUGAUAUAUAUUUUCAGAAUCUGACUAUGGAUUACUAUUACAGCAGCAACAACUAUUCCUGGCCGGAAGAUCCUGUUUUUCUGUUCCCUGUCCCGGUGUUGACUGGGAUAACUGUCACAUGUAUUCUUCUUUUCAUCAUAGGAAUAUUUGGGAACGUGAUGACUAUGUUAGUGGUGUCCAAGUAUAAGGAUAUGAGGACUACGACCAAUCUCUAUUUAUCCAGUAUGGCAUUUUCGGAUCUUCUCAUUUUCCUCUGUAUGCCUCUCGAUCUCUACAGACUCUGGCAGUACAGACCAUGGAAUUUUGGGAGCACCCUCUGCAAACUCUUUCAGUUCGUCAGUGAGUGCUGCACUUACUCCACUAUACUGAACAUCACAGCUCUCAGUGUAGAACGUUAUUUUGCUAUCUGUUUUCCCUUGAAAGCUAAGGUAGUGAUAACCAGAGGUAGAGUAAAGCUGGUCAUCUCUGUCCUCUGGGCAGUGUCAUUUGUCAGCGCGGGGCCAAUCUUUGUCUUGGUUGGAGUUGAACAUGAAAAUGGAACAAACCCUCUGGACACAAACGAGUGCAAAGCAACAGAGUAUGCCAUAAAGUCAGGUCUCCUAACUAUAAUGGUCUGGACAUCUAGUGUGUUCUUCUUCUUGCCUGUCUUCUGCCUCACCGUCCUCUACACUCUCAUAGGCAGAAAGCUGUGGAGAAGAAAGAGAGAGAAUAUAGGUCCACACAUCUCUAUAAGGGACAAGCAUAACAAACAGACUGUGAAAAUGUUAGCUGUGGUGGUGUUUGCUUUCAUACUUUGCUGGUUGCCGUUCCAUGUAGCACGUUACCUGUUUUCCAAGUCGUUUGAAGCUGGUUCCUUAGAAAUAGCUCUUAUCAGCCAGUACUGCAACCUGGUCUCUUUUGUGCUCUUCUACCUGAGUGCUGCCAUCAACCCUAUUCUCUACAACAUCAUGUCAAAAAAGUAUCGCGUAGCAGCUUCCAGACUAUUCCGACUAAAGCAGGUUUCACGGAAAGCAACCUACACUACAAACGAUGAAAGCUCUCCCGCCUGGACAGAGUCCAAUAUCAGCACAUGA